AUGAGAUACAAUGUCAUUUUAUUAGUUUGUGUCUUGUCUUGUUUUGUUGUCAAUUGUCAGCAGUCUUAUGACACUACGAGUCUUGACGCAAAAUCCUAUAAAGUAGUUGAAGGCAGUAUUCAACAGACAGAAACAAAUAUACAGUUUUCUCUUGUCUCUAACAGUGACUCGGAAUACUUUAGUUCUAUUAUCAAAGAACUUGUCGUUCAAGUGACCUAUGAAACGACUGAACGAGUCCAAAUCAAGAUUUAUGACAAGAACGGCACACAAGCAGUGGUACCAAAUUCACCAUUAGGUGUUGUAAGACCAGAUACACAGAUACAAACAGGCCAGAGACGCUCACCAGGAAAAAGAACGAAUUAUAGCUUCAAUUACACCAUGGAUCCGUUUGGAUUUCAGAUUAUUCGAACAUUGGAUCAUUCCAUCUUAUUUGACACAACAGAUCUUGCAUUUGUUUUCGAAAGUCAGUACUUGGAAAUCAGUACGCAUUUGCCUGUUCAUGAAGCACAUAUCUAUGGCCUUGGACAAGGAUUUAAAGCACCAGAGAAUAGUGUCACCACUAUCUUUGCUAGACAUGCAAAUAAUUCACAUCCGUUCUAUAUGGACAUUCGCAACAAUGGACUUGCGUUUGGUACUCUUCUGUUGAAUGCGAAUGGGAUGGAUAUCAUUACUUUUGCAGACAGAAUUACUUUUAAAGCCAUUGGCGGCAUUUUUGAAUUUUACUUUUUUGUUCCUGAGGAUGGUACACCUGAUGCAGUUGUUCAAUCUUAUACUACAUUUAUCGGUCGAUCUAUGCUACCAGCACAUUGGGCCUUGGGUUUCCAUGAUUGUGUUCAGACAAAACUUACAUUUGAUGAGAUCCCUAUUGAAUCUCAUUGUGUUGAUAUGAAUACUGUAAUGUAUCAACAAGACAGAAAAAAGAUAGGCAUCGUGAAUUCAGCUAUUUCUGUAAACGAUACUUUCUACAAACAAGGUCAAGCAUUGGAUGUCUUUAUCAAAAAUGUCGAUGCUUUUGAAUAUCAAGGACUAGGAUGGACAGACUAUGCUGUGUAUCCAGAUUGGUGGCAUGCCAAUAUCACACAUUUCUGGGAUAAUUACAUUGCUUCUUUGAUGAAUACAUCUCCAUUGGAUGGUCUAGAAAUCAGCAUGAAUCAGCCAACUUCCUUUUGCCUGGGUUCAUGUGGAUCUCAAUCUCAAAAGCCUCCAUUUCCAUGGCUUUACAGUCCUGAAGAACAAGAAAGAAUACAUGCAACUCAAAAAGCAGCAUUAGAUGCAAUGGCAGGAGAGACAUACCAUCUUUUGUAUCCAAACUAUACUAUUCAUCAUGGUCUUAAUGACUUAUCCGACAAAACAGUAGCCAUGAACGCAAAACACAGUGGGAAUAUCAGACAUUAUGAUGUUCAUAGCUUGUAUGGACAUGCUUCUGGCUAUUUUACAAGAAAUGCUAUCUUAAAUUAUAAUUCUACUCUAAGGCCGUUCUUGUUCAGCCAAUCUACAUUUGUAGGCAGUGGGCAGUAUAUGGGUCAUGUCAGCCACGAAAUGUAUACUUGGGAGAGUUUGGCACUGUCUAUACCCAAAGUAUUGAACUUUCAAAUGCUGGGCAUCGUGUUUUCUGGUAUUAGUAUAUGCCGAUUUCAAGAUGAAGAGCUCUGUAUUCGAUGGAUACAAGUAGGCGCUUUUUAUCCUUUUGCACGCACAUCAGAUACAUGGAAUACGGACCAUACAGAAUCAUUAUGGACUAAUGCAAGUCGUACUGUACUUGAGAUUCGAUAUACUCUUUUGCCUUAUUUCUAUACACUUUUUGAAGAAGCGCAUCGAUUGGGUACGGGUGUAUGGAGACCAUUAGUGUUUGAGUAUCCAAUGUUUGUCAAUGAAUUAUCGGACAAUGCUCAGCAAUUCCUUAUUGGAUCAGACCUUAUGAUCUUGCCUGUACUGACACAAGGCGCAACUCAAGUCAAGUCUGCUCAAUUUCCUCCUGGCAUUUGGUAUGACUGGUAUGGCAAUCAUUCGGUUGUUUCUAUUGCAGACGAUCAUGUUCAAACACUGGAUUUAGAUGCACCUUUGCUACAUAUUCCCGUAUGUAUACGAGGCGGAGCAAUCAUUGCCACAAAGACCUCCACAUUCUCAGUAAAAGACACGUUUGAUACACCCUAUCGCUUGAUCAUUGCUCUCGACAAAAACUAUCAAGCGUUGGGUCGACUUUACAUGGACGACGGUUACUCAUCUAACAAGAGCAACAAUGUCAAUUUUGUGUUCACCAACAAUACAUUAAGCGUGAAUGGUCAGUUUGGGUUUUCAGAGACAGAAUACCUUGAUCGCAUUACUAUCAUAAGUCAUGACAAAGCUUUUCUUGAUCAAUAUACCAAUGCAACACUCAUACUAAAUCAACAUAAGAUAGUCAACACAAUCUUGACAAAACAUACAACAUUUGUUAGCUUUGAUAUUAACAAUAGCACCAUUGCUUUUACAGAAAGAUUUAGUCUAGUUGUUCAACUUGUUUAG
This is a messenger RNA of Gilbertella persicaria, 2502 nucleotides long. RefSeq names its product glycosyl hydrolases family 31-domain-containing protein. Gene Ontology annotation, molecular function: hydrolase activity, hydrolyzing O-glycosyl compounds; carbohydrate binding. Gene Ontology annotation, biological process: carbohydrate metabolic process. The coding region runs from base 1 to 2502 and encodes 833 amino acids. The transcript is spliced from 4 exons. Lineage: Eukaryota; Fungi; Mucoromycota; Mucoromycetes; Mucorales; Choanephoraceae. The record is from RefSeq and is a predicted model, not a curated record.